Messenger RNA from Microplitis demolitor, 2138 nucleotides. RefSeq names its product BTB/POZ domain-containing adapter for CUL3-mediated RhoA degradation protein 3. Gene Ontology annotation, biological process: protein homooligomerization. The transcript has 4 exons. Gene Ontology annotation, molecular function: protein binding. Bases 564 to 1640 code for a protein of 358 amino acids. The record is from RefSeq and is a predicted model, not a curated record. NCBI's taxonomy places the organism in Eukaryota, Metazoa, Arthropoda, Insecta, Hymenoptera, Braconidae.
GAACAUGGCGGAUAUCAGACAAAUUUAAAAUUACAAAUAAACAAAUUAAAAACUUAAAAAUAAACCAAAUUAAAAAAAUGCACAUGCUGAUUUUCAAAUUCUAUGAAUGUGCAUUUUUUCAUUUUAUUCAAUGGACAUUUAUUUCGCUUAUUUAAAAAUUGUUUAAAUUGACAGCUGUCUGCUACAUUCACACUCAUGUUUUCCAGCAGGUGGAUAAGAAAAAAACUGAUCGUUGCUAACUUCAAGUAAAUUUUAUUAACUUGUGUUAUUACACUCAUACACCAAUUACCCAAGUUACUAAAUAUAAUUAAAUUUAAAAAAUCCAUCAAUAUGGACAUGGAUUCAAAAACAUGAUAAUUUUACCAAGUGUACAAUUAAUUAUUUAAAUAACGUAAACUAGAGACUUAAAAUGGCCAAGUGUCACGUAGACUAGUUUUUAUAAUCACUAAUUAUAAUUAUCACAAUAAUAAUAAUAAGAAUACAUAAAUAAAUAGGUAGAGCUGGUGAUAAAUAUCAGAGCAAGACUGAUAAAGCAACGUGCGCACGUUGCUCGUGGAUAUUAAAUGUUUAUUGUGACACCAGAUAAAAUCGAGGCAUCGUCGUCAUCAUCACCGACGACAUCAGAACCUCUGGCCCUGCUGGCAAUAUCAUCAGCCUCAGCCUCUUCACUGACAUCACCGUCAACAUCAUCGACUCUAACCUCUUCACCAGCGGCUCUGAUUGUCAGCACCAGCACCACAAGCAACAGCAACGGCGGCGUUAUGUCCGGCGAUCAUCGUCCAGUUAUUCGUUACCCCUCUGAGUAUGUAAAGUUGAAUAUCGGAGGGUCGUUGCACUACACGACGAUCAGUACACUGAGAAAACAUGACACGAUGUUACGUGCGAUGUUCAGUGGUCGCAUGGAUGUUCAUACUGAUUCAGAAGGCUGGAUACUAAUUGACAGAUGUGGCAAACACUUUGGUACAAUUUUAAACUUCCUGCGCAAUGGAUCAGUAGCAUUACCAGAAAGUACUAAAGAAAUAACAGAGCUACUUGUUGAAGCGAAGUACUACUGCAUCAGCGAGUUGGCUGAAUCAUGUGAACAAGCUCUGCUACGAAAAGAACGCGAAGCCGAACCUAUUUGUCGAGUCGCGUUGAUAACUUCCCAAAGAGAAGAGCAAUUGCUCAUCAGCAGCACCACCAAACCAGUUGUUAAAUUACUUAUCAAUAGACACAACAAUAAAUAUUCAUAUACUAGCACCUCAGAUGAUAAUUUACUAAAAAAUAUUGAGCUCUUUGAUAAAAUGUCUCUGAGAUUUAAUGGAAGAGUUUUAUUUAUCAAAGAUGUGAUCGGUUCUAUUGAAAUUUGCUGCUGGACUUUUUACGGUCAUGGUAGAAAAGUUGGAGAAGUUUGUUGUCAUUCAAUUGUUUACACUACUGAUAAAAAACACACUAAGGUGGAGUUUCCAGAAGCUAGAAUUUAUGAGGAGACAUUAAAUAUAUUAUUGUAUGAGCACCGCAAUGGUCCAGACCAAGAACUCAUGCAAGCGACAUCGUCCCGCGGUGCCGUGGGUGGAGGGCCUCCAUGCACGAGCGACGAAGAAGAGGGCGAACGAUCUGGAUUAGCUCGUCUUCGUACCAACAAACAAAAUACCAACUGACCCCCCCUAACAGUACUGACACCUUCACACCCCGCUAUCAUGAGCCUGGUCCGAUCUUUAAAAACUCGCGCUCAUAUUAAAUGAAAAAAUAAAAAAUAAAAAAAAAUAAACGUAAAUAUAAAUAUAAAUAAUAAACUAUUUAUUCGCACUAAUUAUCAAGCAGACAAAGUGCCAAACACGUUAACAUAUUUAUUAAUAAAACAGUAAUUAACUUUUUUUAAUGGGACUUAUAAUUUAAAUUCUGUAAAAUAUGUAGAUUUAUUUUUAUUUAUUAAUUGUUCGUAUUUAUAUAUUUUUUUUUGUUUUUCUUUAAUUAAAUUUUCAAAGUGCAUUAAUUUACUUUUUUAUUUAAAUUAAAUACUGCCAAUUUUUCGCGACAGGGUAAAUUUAUAAUAACAAUAAUUAAUAAUUAAUAAUUUAUGAUUAUUAAUUUAAAUAGAAUCCGUAUUGACGUUAAUUAAAUAUACAGUAAAGAUUUAAUAGUCGAAUUUAAUUAUA